Molecule: messenger RNA, 6619 nt
Organism: Calliphora vicina (urban bluebottle blowfly)
Lineage: Eukaryota; Metazoa; Arthropoda; Insecta; Diptera; Calliphoridae
Exons: 2
Coding region: 671-6613 (1980 amino acids)
Source: RefSeq, a predicted model, not a curated record
AUUUGAAAACGCCUAUAAUUCAGAUAUACAGCCUUACCUAAAUAAAUAAAUGCAAAACCUUUAAAUAAACAUAUUAAAUCAGAGAUAAAUGAUAUAAAUAUUUAACUAAAACAAGUAAUCUUUACAAUAUUUCAAAAAAACCAAUAACUUUUUAAACAAGUUCUAACAAAAUUUUACCCGCAACUAAGCAAGUAACACUUUCUUCAUACUCCACAAAGAAAAUCUAAAAUUUACAAAAAACAUAAAACUUCAACAUUAAUAACAAUUAGAGCAAAGACAAAAAGAACAAACAACAAGUAAAAAAACCCGCAUAAAUUAUAAACAAAAAUUCAAAAUACACCUGAAGAAAAACUAAACCAAAAAACCCAAACAGUAGCAGCAAGAAACUUCAAAACCAGCAUUAAACAGCAGCAGCAAUAAUAAUUUAAACAGUUUUGUAGUCUAUUUAUUUUAAAAUACAAAACAAGACUACCUACCCAGCCAACAUCAUUAAGAUUAAGUAAAAAAUCUUCUCUUAAUCAUCAUAAUUAUAAUAAAAAUAAUUAAUGUGUUAAAUUUUAUUAGUUGAUUUUUAAGUUUUUGCACAUUAUUUUAUUAUAAUUUCUGCUUCACAUAAAUUUUUGAUUUAAUUAUUGCAAAUAAUUAUUAAAAAAAAGAAAAAUUUAACAAAAUGUAUUUAAUACAGACUGUCCAAUCGUCGUGGCGACCACAAUUGCCCCUACCCAAAGAAGUUCAUCUCUCAAAUGAGAACAUCAAUCGCAACCACCUUCAUCAUUUACAACCAGAAGACGACGACGUCGACAUCGACGAAAUACAAAUUAUCGACAGCGAUAUGGAACGAUUUCAUUUAAGUAGCAACAAUAAAAAAGACUCUUCCCUCAACGGCUCACAACUCUCGAAUGCCAGUCACAAUGGCAGCAAUUCGAAUAAGAAAUGGUCGUUUGGUCGCUUGUUUCGGCGCAAAAAGGAAGUCGAAACGGAAUCCUCAUCGGAAGAGGACCGUAAGGCGGGUUUCGUGCCCACACCAAAAUAUAAUCGCAGUGCUAGUAACCCUGUGGCCGCAAUCACUUCAACGCCAAAUAAGAAAACCAAAUCAUCGAAAUCUGCUAGUCGCGGUAGCAAGUUAAUGAGCGGUAAUUUUGAUCAUGUCGUUAUGAGUCCAGCACCAACGGGCAACAGUUCUCAAAAUUUGAGUUCAUCCUCAGUUCAACAUGUGGAUAAUGAGUUUUUCCUGCCCGUUGAAACUGUGCCUGCUCAGGAGCCGUACUAUCAAAAUAAUCCGCAUGUGCAGGCGCCUCAGCCCCAGCAGCGUUUGCAUCAUUCUCAACAGUACCUGCCGCAUGUACCUCAAACGCAACAACAAUUGAUGAGUAGAUCUGCUCACUCCUUGGAUCGUAGAUCCAAGCGUACGACGCAAAAAUUAGCCCCCAAUGGUGUAACAUCUACUGAUGUUGUAGGUUCUUCUAGUGAAGAGGAGGAAAUAAUCUCCUUAAAUUCUACCACUUUCGCCAAAUAUCGCAGUGAUGAAAGCAUUCAUAGUGGCGGCCAGGCUCAAGCUAAUGGCCAAAGUCGUAGAUCAAGGGCUGCACGCAAUGAACGCUACUACAAGCGUUUAUCGCGUGAUGGUGAGGUUAGUCACGGGCAGGUUCCCGUUAUGUAUGCUCAACAGCCUACCCAAAGAUGGAAAACACAGCCUGUGCCCUUGUCGAUUUAUCAGGCUCCCAAGCAACAGGUGGCCGCUCCCCAACAACCUCAGCCGCAAAUGCGUUCUUCCACCUCACAAAACACUCAAUACUCCAGAUUGCGCAAUACCAAUAGCUUGCAACAUAUGGCUCCAUAUGUCCAAUGGGGUCAAAUGCAACAACAGCAGCAGCCAAAGAACUUACAAAACUCGGUCAAUGAUACCAAACGUAGCAUAAGCUAUGACAGUCAUAUACACUUGCAAAAUGUCAAUGGCAGAUUACAAAAUAAGCCAAUGCCGCCACCACCUCCUCCAAGGGAUCCCUUGAGAAGAGUAAAUGUUAGUGGUCACACACAAGACGGCAGUGCUGGUGAUUUGAGACCCAUGUCAUAUGCUUUUGAUCAAACCGGAGUGCCUGUUUUACCCACAUCCGGUCUCAAUGGUCGUUGUGUAUCGGACGACAAGAUUUGGGCACAACAGCCUCAUUAUCAAUCCAUACACUCACUGAAUAUUACACCCAAUCAGGCUAGCCAGCAAGCUGUGGCUCCAGCCAACCGUAGAUUUAUAACCAGAGCCGAAAGAGACGCUCAUCCGGGUAAGAAAUCUCUACCCAAUGGUCUAGAUUUUCAUUAUGUUGCCGAUGCUACACCACGUUCUCGCAAACCCAUACAUUUGCUUGAACCGAAUACUUUUGAAAAUGACAUUAAUGAUCCUACAUCCAAUGGCAUUUUGCGCACCACCAAGAGUGGUCUACCCAUUUCGCCCACGAAGACUAAUCCUACAGAAUUCUGGAAACGUUUGGAGGGUUCCAAACAGAAUGUCAACACACCAACGCCAGCACCACGUGGCAGAGAUAUACAGCGUUCUACAGGUGUGGAAGUCACCAUGAAACCUCGUUCAGUUUCUAGUUCUCGGGUGGGAGAAUUAAGAGCCUAUCCAGUGCCCAUGUAUUCAGAGGUUUAUAAGCCGAAAGCUAAGCCUUCACCUUUGCAAGCCACUACUUCUCCUUCAGCCACUGGAGGCGAUGAAGUCGAUAGUGUAAUUUGCGGCACUUUGCAUAUUAAACCUACUCAGGACAACAGCAACAAUUAUGUGGAAAUACGUAACAAGGAUACUAAUAAGGCCCAAUCCAUGCCAAAUCAUUAUCACAGACGUUCAGGUGAAAUACCCACCACUCCCAAUAAGUAUGAGGAAUAUGUUAAUGAACGCCGUGAACAAAAUCAAAAUCCUUUGUUUGAUGCUCCCCAGCCUCCACAGAGGAAACUAAGUGGUGUGCCUCAUAUACCGCAAUUGAGUUUCCCUCGCAAGAAACCGGCCAACUUAGAGGAGGCCAUUAAUGAAUUGGAAGCUAUUUAUCGUUCUUUAGGCCUAACCGAGGAACCCGAAACAAAGAAGGAGCGCAUAGCAACUCCCAAUGAUUUCGAGAAGUAUGCUUUGGCUCAUGCCGAUGAGUAUGAUGACGAAGAUUCUCCAGCUGGAGAACCUGACCCAAUAAGGGAUGAUGUUGCCUAUCGCAACAUAAAAUUGGCAAAUUUGCAACAUAGAGCAGCUGAAAAACAGCCACCAUUUGGCAUACCUUUGGGUCCUAUAGUACCAGCUGCUCAAACAGAUUAUUUGCAUGUGCAGCCAAAACACAAGGAGAUAGUGGCUUAUGAAACUACUAAAGCACCGGAUGUUAUAAAAGACGAUUUGGCUGUCAGGGCUUUACGCAAGGAUCCUACAGAGAACAAAGGCAGGUUCCAAUAUCCUUCGGGUAGCCUACUAAAGAAAAAUCGAGCUACACGCACUCAAUCGGCCAAUAUUUAUGCUCUAAUACAAAGAGAUGCCGCAAAACCUUCAGGAGGUGACUUGCAUUCUUAUAUGGAAUUAACUAAAAACAUUGAUCGUUCGGGCAGUAUGUCCGAUUUACACAAAAACGAUUCUGCCAGUGAUAUACCCACCACUUUGAAACUGUUGCAAAGUCUUAGAGAACAGGAUCGAGAACAAAAUCAAGCGAAAAAAGCGAAUAUACCUUUUCGCCAUCCCAGCCAGGGAGGAGCCAUUUGCCAGCUACCCGAAAAACUUAGUGCUGCAAGCCAUGAAGAGGAAAAAACUCCCAAAGCACCUGUACCCAUGCCACGUAAAUCUCUAACACCAGAACCCCAAAAUACUGACACCCAUAAAAUGGAGGAGGCUUUGAAUAAAAUUGCCCAGGAUGCACAAGAGAGCAGCAUAAAAUUAACCCAAGAAUUAAAGGAACUAAGGAAAGAGGCUUUGAUUACUGCCUCCAAGCCUAAGAAACCCAAUCCGGAAGAGGAAAGAUUGGUAAAAGAGCUGCAGGAAAUAGAAAAAGUUUCUCAGGCCGCCAAGAAAUGUGGUGAAAUGCUGUUGGACACUUUGCCCGAUAAUGCGACUGACACCGGAGAUGAAAUUGCUAAACCCAGAAAACUGCACAAAGAAGAUAAUUUAAUAAAGGCCAUAGAUCAGGUAUCAGAGGCCGCCAACAAAGUAUGUGAAAAGAUACUCAAGGACAUAGUAACCACUGAGCCACCAGUAGUGGUGCAAGAAGCUGUUAGAGUAACACAAAAGCCUUCCGAAAGCAAACCGGCCAAAGAAGAAAAUCUAGUUAUGCCCACUUUGAUCAAGAAACUAGAUCCCAUAAAUUCGACAAAUAUCGAAGCUAUAGCUAGAAGAUGUAUGCGCCAAUUAAGCGAUUUGGCAGACAGUCAUGACUAUGACAAUCUCAAUCAGCCGGAUAUAGCGGUGGCCUCAUCGUGUAAUAUGCAACAGGUUACAAAAGACGAAACUACAAAUGAUUUGACCACUUCUAAUCUUACAGAAACACGAAAACCGCCCAACAAACCCAACAGUAAACAGCAAAUCGAGGAGAUCGAUCAAAUAAUGAAGGAGUGUGAAGAUCAAGCCAAACAACAGCAACAACAAACCGUCCAAGUGAAAGGUGUGCCGGUAGUGGUAACACAUCACCAGCAACAAGUUAUAAAGGCUCCCGGUUCGAGUACCACCACCGCCUCCUCGUUCUCCUCGUCCAGCGAUUGUUUGGCCAAGUCAUCCAGCCCCUCGGGCAGUAGGCGUUUCUCCUCGAGUAUUACCUCCUUUAAUCCCUACUCGUCCAGUGAUUAUAUCAAAUCACCUAGUAGUGAAUUUCAUGCACCCAGCACUGAUCCCAUUAAAACCUUCAGCACUACAUCCUACGAUGUACAGUCGACAACCAGUGCCACACCGAAUCUAACCACCAACAGUACGUUCAGCUAUUCACCCUCACCGCCACCGCUAAAUCUAACGCCCAUCAGCAAUUGCAGUGCCACCAUAGCGUCCAACACUCAGCGUGGACGCUCUUCGUCGCCAUCUCAGUACAAUUCCUCCGAGGAAUUGGCCAUGAUCUUUGGCAUCGAAGAAAAGUCAAAAGCGAAAAAACUACAAAAUAAUUCAGGUAAAGAUGAUGUGACACCUAACGCUACUACCACUACUACGCCAGAGUUAUUGCUCGAGCAAGAAAACCUAAACACUAACGCUGCAUCCCCCCCAGAUUGUAACGCUAAUUCCGAUAAUUAUCAAUACUGUGCUAAAACUAAUGAUUGUUUAUUGUUGUUAUUAAACCCCAACUCAUGUUCACAUACUACUAAUAAUGCUAGCUCUACUCCCAUGUCAUCAACAUCAUCGUCAACUUCAUCAUCUAGGCUAGAAACUAUACCCGAAUUUUAUGGAGAAGGCUUAGACGGAACCCCACAAGAGUCAGUUAAAUUAUCAGCUAAUUUCAAUAAGAUCUAUGCCAGUAAAUUAAGUAUAUUUGUGGAUAGAAUGAGGGAAGAACAAACACGCUCUCCCCAACCUCUAACACAGUGUGAUUCCUUAAGUUCUUUGGAGGAAACUUCCUCAAAUCCAGAUUCGGGUAAUGUUAGUUUAGCGGAUUUUCCUUUAGGUCAACAGAAUCUUAAUGUUAGUUUGCAACUAAGUUCCAAUUACAAUACACGUUUUGAGGUUAGAAAUUGCUUUAAGAGCGAGGUAACCAUAGAUAGUAAUAAGAAGCAGGAGAAAGAUAAUGAGGAGUUGGUAGAAUUCCCUAGACUUCCCACGGCCGAGGAGUUGGAAGAGAGUUUAAAGGAACGUUAUGAUUUAGAGGAGAAUCUCAAGAAAACCGAAGAAUUUUUGGGAGAACAAAGUGUAUUAAGAGAGAAAUUAGCUUUGGCCAAGGAAGAUCAUGAACUAAUGGGCGAGAGAAUUAUCUGGGCUAGAGAUGAGAUUAUGGCAGAGGUAAAAGCUUUGGAAGAAAAAGCUUUAAGAGAAAAAACACAAAACGAAGCUAAUAAAUUAGGAGAAGAGCAGGAAGAAGAAACUUUAACAGAAAAUUAUAGCUCCUUGAAACUAGAUAAUAGUAAUUCAUUAAGUUUAGAGGAAUCUGAAAUUAAGGUACCAUUACGCAAGCGCAGCAUUAUUAUAGAAACGCCUCAAUUGGAAAUGAAUAUCAUGGAAGAGAGAAUUAAUUACGAGUUUAGUGUUAAUAAAGAGGACUCAAAGCAAGACCCUAGCAACGAGCUAUCAAGUCUAGAAGAAUUGUCAUUGAAUUGCCAAGAGCUAAAUGAAGCUUUACAACAGGAAGUGGAGACUUUAGAGGAAGACACAAAAGCUUUAAGCUUAGAGAACACACAAGCAACAAACAAUGAAGAAAAUCCAACUCAAACUGAGACCGACUUAAGGCUACGCGUAUGGCAACCACCUCAAAACCCUGAUGAAUUGCCCUCCACCAGCUCCAAAGUCUCCUCAAAUAUGGUGGUUAAUGUUUUGGGUGAACGACGCCAAGCGGUGAAUGGUUUAACUCUACUAGAGCAUCUGGUUGCCGCUUGUACAUUAGGUAUCAUUAACACGGAUGAUAUGUUUACACUGUGUCUUAUAAUUAUUGGCAUCAUAAUUGUUAUAGCUAUAGCCUUAUUUUGAAUGAAA